Molecule: messenger RNA, 624 nt
Organism: Histoplasma capsulatum G186AR
Lineage: Eukaryota; Fungi; Ascomycota; Eurotiomycetes; Onygenales; Ajellomycetaceae
Product: selenoprotein domain-containing protein
Exons: 3
Coding region: 1-624 (207 amino acids)
Source: RefSeq, a predicted model, not a curated record
AUGUCCGACCUAGCCCUAGCCGCACCGACCUCUACUACGGCCCCAACCUCCAAUAGCAACAAUAAUCCGCAACCGAGACAGCAUGAGAAUGAAGAUGAAGCGGAAGAAAAACCAAACCUAAACCAGCAAUCCGCCAUCCCUCUAGCAGAAGCGCAUAAAGCACACAUCCACCUACCUCGCGUGACGAUAAAGUACUGCACGCAGUGCAAAUGGCUGCUCAGGGCGGCAUAUUUCGCUCAAGAAUUGCUCUCCACGUUUUCCACGGCGCUGGGCGAAGUCUCCCUCGUUCCCGCCACCGGUGGCGUCUUCGUGGUGUCCGUCCUGCAUCAGUCCAGUGUCGAUUUCACGGAUGCGGAAACCGUGAUAUGGGACCGGAAGAUGGAAGGCGGGUUUCCAGAAACAAAGCAACUAAAAUCGCUUGUCCGCAACAUUGUUGAUCCCUCGCGGGAUCUAGGACACGUUGACCGUGCCCUUGCACAGAAGAAAGGGGGGGGGAAAGCAGCGGAGGGUGCCGUUGAUACAGAGAUGGCGAUGGCGGCAGUGGUGCAGACGCAAGCACAAGCAGGAUCAGCUACGGCUACCACAGCUACCACAGCUACUAAUAUCUGCAAGGAUUGUGAGUGA